AUAAUAAUCCUGUUUUAUACGAUCGAGAGAACGUCGGUCACUUUUUUUUUGAUAUUUUUCCAUUUUGUAAAUACCUAUUCGACAUAGAGAACCAAUGUUUCUAACAAUAAACAGUAUCAUUUUGGUGUAUUAGUAUCACGAGACAUCGUCUGCGUUCAGUCUAUCGUAAAGAAAUAUAUAAUUAGAUGCACUAAAUUGUGUAUAAAAUUACAUUAAUUACGAGUGACUGUGUGGAUUUCAUAUAUAGAUAACAAAUAACAUUGACGAAUAAUAUUUAUUUAAGUAUAGAGUUAAAUGAUUAGCACACGUGUGUCAUAACAUUGGAUAAACUAAGUGUAGUUAACUUGACGUUGAGGCAUAAAAUUCAGUUGUUAACUGAACAGUGUAAUAAAGAGAAGAAUUCAUUAUUACAAAGAAAACGUUAAAGAUUGAAUAUAAAUUAUUCCAAAUUCAUAUCGUAGUGUGAACUUGAAGUGUUCGGUGUUCGCCUAAAUCGAAUCAUGUCAAGUAGAGGUGUCACUACUUUAGAAAACGAUUUUUUUCUCUGUCCAAGGAUACCAAAUUUUCUUAUAGAUCCUGAGGAUGAAGGAAGUGAGAGUCCAGUUUUUGGUCUGGAAGGUGGAACAGGUACAGGUGGUGGGACUUCCUUGAGACUCGCAUCGCAUGAAUUGCCUAAUGAAAUUUCUGCUCCAUACGAAGUUCCACAAUUUCCAAUUGAACAAAUUGAGAAAAAGCUUUUGAUACAAAGACAAUUAACCGUCAAAGCUGCCAAGGAUUUAGAAGAACGUCGUAGCCAUUAUGAACCAUCACUCGGACCUGGUAUACCAGAUGAUGUCGAUCAUCACUUUAAUCUCGAAGAAAAUGAUUUUGUCCCACACUUUCAGAGGGUAUCCAUAUCUGGUGAAGAUACUUCCGGGGUACCUUUGGAAGAUUUACAGCAAGCGUCCCAGAUGUUGGUUCAAGCAUUGGCAAUACGUGAAAAAUACAUGAAUAAUUCUAAACAGAGUUUUCCUUCUAUAACAUCACGGUUUUUACGCAGCAUCGAUAAAAGACCAGUGAGCAGUGACGAUGAAGUUCAACAUGAUGAUCGUAAAGCUAUCGCUGAUCAUCCUGUACAUGCACCUGCAUCUCGAGGAGAUCCAUGGAAAUGUGAAUUUCCUCCAGCAAAGAAUUAUAUAAUUGCUCCUGUCAAUGGUGUUUUUAAUGUAUAUGCAAACGAAGAAGAUUUCACCGAUGGAAAGCCAAUUCUUUAUUCAUAUCCUGAUUUAGCAACUUUUGUCAGGGAUAUGAAUCUUCUUUGUACAAUGAUCGCUGAUGGUCCAUUAAAAUCCUUUUGCUACAGAAGACUGAGUUAUCUUUCAUCAAAAUACCAACUACAUGUAUUAUUGAAUGAGCUUAGAGAACUUGCCAGUCAAAAAGCAGUUCCUCAUAGAGAUUUCUACAAUAUCAGAAAGGUUGAUACACAUAUUCAUGCAGCAUCUUGUAUGAAUCAAAAACAUCUGCUUAGAUUUAUUAAGAAAACCUUAAAAAAUCAUGCAGAUGAAAUUGUAACAUGUUCUAAAAAUAAAGAGACAAUGACCCUUCGCGAAGUAUUUCAAUCAAUGAAUUUAACAACUUAUGAUCUUAGUGUUGAUAUGUUGGAUGUACAUGCAGAUAGAAAUACAUUUCAUAGAUUUGAUAAAUUCAAUGCUAAAUAUAAUCCUAUCGGUGAAAGUCGUCUCCGUGAAGUAUUUCUUAAAACGGAUAAUUAUCUAAAUGGUAAAUUUUUCGCAAGUAUAAUUAAAGAAGUUGCCAGUGAUCUCGAAGAAUCGAAAUAUCAAAAUGCGGAGUUACGUCUUUCGAUUUAUGGUAAAAGUCCGGAAGAAUGGGACAAAUUAGCAAAAUGGGCAAUUCAAAGUGAUGUAUAUUCGGAUAAUGUACGCUGGCUUAUUCAAAUUCCACGACUUUAUGAUAUUUUUAAAUUGAACAAAUUGAUGACAAACUUCCAAGAGAUAUUAAACAAUAUCUUUCUUCCUCUUUUUGAAGUAACAAAUGACUCUAAUUCUCAUCCAGAAUUACAUAAAUUCCUUCAAUAUGUAAUAGGAUUUGAUUCCGUUGAUGACGAAAGUAAACCCGAAAAUCCUUUAUUUGACAAAGACGUUUGUCCUCCUGCAGAAUGGGAUGAUGUUGAAAAUCCUCCUUACGGAUAUUAUCAAUACUAUACUUAUGCAAACAUGACUGUUCUAAAUCAUUUCAGAGCAGAACAAGGUUUAAAUACCUUUGUUCUUAGACCUCAUUGUGGUGAAGCUGGUCCUAUUCAACAUCUUGUCUGUGGUUAUAUGAUGGCAGAAAAUAUCUCUCAUGGUCUUUUACUUCGAAAAGUGCCUGUACUACAAUAUUUAUAUUAUUUGGCGCAAAUUGGGAUUGCAAUGUCACCUCUUAGUAAUAAUUCUCUUUUUUUAAAUUAUCAUCGUAAUCCAUUACCUGAAUAUUUAGCUAGAGGAUUAUGUAUAAGUCUUUCUACAGACGAUCCUCUUCAAUUUCAUUUUACUAAGGAACCUUUAAUGGAAGAAUAUAGUAUUGCUGCACAAGUAUGGAAACUUAGUUCAUGCGAUAUGUGUGAACUAGCCCGAAAUUCAGUACUUAUGAGUGGUUUUCCACACAAGAGUAAACAAUACUGGCUUGGGCCAAAUUAUACUAAAGAGGGUGUGGCUGGUAAUGAUAUUACUCGAACAAAUGUACCAGAUAUUCGAGUGGCCUAUCGAUAUGAAACAUUAGUCGAUGAAUUAUCGAAUAUCUUUAAAGUUGUUGAAAAACCUGAAGCCGUUCCAUUUUAAUCUUUAGCGAUAGUACAAAAAAAAACCUUAAACGUAAUAUAAUUAUUCUCUAUAAUUACAAAUAGUAUCAAUAAAAUUCGAUAAAACUGCGAUAAAAACUAUUUGUAAGAAUCUUGUAAUGUAAAUGAUUAUAUAAUUUAUGCUAAUAAUCAUUGUUAACUUUCGAUAACUCCUUUUUAAAAUAUUUCUUUUAUUAAUUAUAUUAAUUGUAAAAUUACAAAUUAUCUUAUUUAGAUUUCAUUCGAUACUUUUACAUUAUAUAUUAUAAUGAUAAUUGUUUUAUAUUUAAUAAUUGAAAUUUUUAUAUUUUUUUCUUUAAAAUAUUUUAACUAUAUAAUGACGAUAUUUUUAAAAGAAAAAAAUUAAGUUAUAGGAAAAUGUCUUUCACUCAGGUUGCAGAAUUUUACUAUGAAAUAACGAAAAAUUAAUCUCAAAUUUCUCAUAUUGACCAAUUUAAGAAUAGUAAAUAUUAGAUAAAAUUCCAAUUUCAAGUGUUAUUAUAUAUAAUUGCAUAUUAUUAUAUAAAUUAAAUUAGAAUUGAAUAUAUAUUAAUUUUAUUAAAAAAAAAGAAAGAAAGAAAGAAAAAAAGAAAAAAUGUAAAGUACCAUAAAACCGCAAUUCAUUUUUCAUGCUUUAGUCAUUAGAAAAAUAUUAGUUCAAUUUUUUGAAUCCUAGUGUUAUUUUCUUACCUUUUUGUACAUUUAUACAGAAAUUGUAUAUGUUAUGUUUUUAAAAAGUGUGUUUAACUUAAAUACAAAUAGUUUUCUUAUAAAUUAUAUUUCAUAUAUGAAUAUUUAUAUAAUUUUUAUUAUUUUUAUUAUUAAAUUUGAAGGCAUUAAAUUUAGUACUAUUCGUAAAAUAAUUCGUAUAAAUGGUAAUUCAAAAUUAAUUUUGAUUUAUCAACCAUUAUUUGAAAUCAAUUUGAAAUCAUAAAUUUUUUUUGGUUUUUAAUACAACUUUGUGAUUAAUAAGCUUUUAUUGGCAAAUGUAUGAUAAUAUAUAAAUAUCCGUAAUGAAAUUUAAUCUUAAAUGUAAAUUGUUGCUAGAUAAAAAAAAUGUAUGUAUUGUAUAAAGUAUAUCUUAUAAAAUAAAAAUAUACUUGUAUUGUUAAAAUAA
Apis mellifera (honey bee) is the source of this 3932-nucleotide messenger RNA. Its product is annotated as AMP deaminase 2. Gene Ontology annotation, molecular function: AMP deaminase activity. The record is from RefSeq and is a predicted model, not a curated record. The transcript has 13 exons. Bases 501 to 2816 code for a protein of 771 amino acids. Gene Ontology annotation, biological process: IMP salvage; AMP metabolic process. Lineage: Eukaryota; Metazoa; Arthropoda; Insecta; Hymenoptera; Apidae. Gene Ontology annotation, cellular component: cytosol.